Messenger RNA from Anopheles arabiensis, 1518 nucleotides. RefSeq lists its product as uncharacterized. Gene Ontology annotation, molecular function: nucleic acid binding. Gene Ontology annotation, biological process: DNA integration. The record is from RefSeq and is a predicted model, not a curated record. Bases 1 to 1518 code for a protein of 505 amino acids. NCBI's taxonomy places the organism in Eukaryota, Metazoa, Arthropoda, Insecta, Diptera, Culicidae. The transcript has 2 exons.
AUGUCGGCGACGGAACAACGCUAUCCGGUUAUCGACAAAGAAGCUCUCGCUAUCGUUUGGGCAGUCAAGAAGUUUUUCAACUAUUUAUAUGCACGGAAGUUCACGCUCGUCACGGACCACAAACCGUUGACGCAAAUCCUGCAUCCAGAGAAGUCACUGCCUACACUUUGUAUAAGUCGCAUGGCAAACUACGCUGAUUACUUAGCGCACUUUAAUUUCGACGUAGUGUACCGAUCGACUAACGAAAAUAAGAAUGCCGAUUAUUGUUCACGCAUUCCAAGUCCCUCGACACAAUCCAGUGUCAACAGCCUUUCUCUUCGUAGAGGAGGAAAUGAGGAUCAAGACGAUUUUGAAGAUUUUGUGCUUAACCAAAUCCAGCAGCUGCCCAUUAAAGCCGAUCAAAUCGCACGCGAAACGCGAAAAGAUGCGCACUUGGACAAAGACAUCGAGCAGCUAGCCAAAUCAUGCCACGAAUGCGCUCAAACGGUCUCAGCACCUCCUAAGUUCAAUCAACACCAUUGGGAGUAUCCAUCUAACCCUUGGGAGCGUGUGCAUGUUGACUAUGCGGGACCCGUUGCUGGCGCGAUGCUACUGAUCAUCGUGGAUGCGUACAGCAAGUGGGUUGAGGUGAAAGUGACUCACUCAACCACUACCGAGGCAACCAUAAAAAUCCUCGACGAGCUAUUUGCAUCCUAUGGAGCCCCCCUAACUGUUGUAACAGACAACGGAACACAAUUCACUGCAGCAGAGUUCACCACAUUUCUUCAACGAAGCGGUGUCAAGUUCCACAAACGCUCCGCUCCAUAUCAUCCGGCAACCAAUGGGCAAGCAGAGAGAUACGUUCAGACAGUUAAGCGAGCUUUGAAGGCUAUGCAUUCGUCCAGCACUACACUUCAAGCUAACCUGAACGAGUUCCUGCUCCAGUACCGCAAAGUCCCGCACAGUGAAACCGGUGAAGCACCAGCAAAGCUUUUCCUAGGGCGAAACAUCCGUUCACGUCUCGACCUGGUUCGACCACAAUCCGUCCAGACAAGAACAGCAGAGAAGCAACGAGUCGCUUUUGAACCAACGUACCGAACAUUCUUGCCCGGACAACUCGUCUACUGUCUCUCGGGAAGUACGAGAAUGGAUAAGUGGAUCCGAGGUACAGUGGUAUCCCGACUAGGCGAUCUACACUACUCCAUCAACUGCAAUGGUAACCAGAUGAAACGUCACGUGGAUCAGAUGCGACCAACCCUAGACGACAACAGGACAGAACAGCCGCGAAGUGUACCUGUACCAACUCAAACUCCGGAGGUACACCAUCACCGCAGGCACUACUACGGGUCAACCGACUCUCCACAAACAUCGAGUGUCCCCGUUUCAUCUCGGACAGUCUCCGUGUCAUCAGACUCAUCUACUGCGUCCGAUUCAUCGUAUGACACACCGACAGGAAGCCCGAUCCGAGCCAGUGACGCCCCGCCCUUCGUCCGCCGUUCUACAAGACUGCGAAACCCGCCGUUGCGAUACUCGCCGUAG